Messenger RNA from Impatiens glandulifera, 1042 nucleotides. RefSeq names its product pathogen-associated molecular patterns-induced protein A70-like. Lineage: Eukaryota; Viridiplantae; Streptophyta; Magnoliopsida; Ericales; Balsaminaceae. The record is from RefSeq and is a predicted model, not a curated record. The transcript has 2 exons. Bases 61 to 858 code for a protein of 265 amino acids.
UAUCAACAUAACCCCUCCAUUCUCUUUCUCUCACUCUCCAUCUCUCCCCCUUCUUCAACAAUGGAAAACGAGCUUACUGGUUCAAGCGGCGCGUGGGCUUUAAUGGCGAGCUGGUUAACACCCAAAAUUCUCUUCUGUUUCCUCAACAUUACCAUCGCCACUAUCUUCAUCUCUUCCAAUUUCAAAUCACGCACCAAACGCCCAAACAACGUUGUAAGGUCAUCUUCUCUUCUCCAACGUGCCGGUUCUUUCGAUUUCUCUUUCUUCUCACACCACCACCACCAAGACACCACCGCUCCUCCUCGUGAACCAUACGCGCCGUCGCAAGGCCCGCAACUCCACCGACCUCCGUCUCUCAUAGAUCGACUCAAAAGCUUCGAUUUCUCCGUCUUACCGGCACCCACCCAAGAACAAGACUCAACUCAUCAACCCGACCCACCUCAGGUUAAACGAGUUCCAUUGCUUGAACGGGUCAAGUCUAUUAAACUCUCUCUCUACAGUUCCCAUGUUACUGAUCCAGUUUCCGUCGUCGCCGACGACCACCACCAUGUUGAACGGAUCAAGUCUGCCGGCGCCGGAACCGGAACGGCGUCUAGAAAGAAGUCGGCGGCGCAGGAGAAGAAGAUGAAGAAAUCGGCGAGUGUGAAACCAUUUUCGUCGGAGAAAGCUACUGAAGAUGUGGAAGAGAGGCGGCCGGCGACGACAAGGCCGGUGGAAUCAGCUUCUUUAAUGGAUGAAGAAGUAGAUGCUAAAGCCGAUGAUUUCAUUAACAGAUUCAGACAACAACUGAAACUUCAGAGAUUGGAUUCCUUGUUGAGAUACAGAGAAACUUUGAACAAGGGAUCAGGUCCAAAGUAGGUUUCUUUUUUUGCAUAAUUGUUUGUUUACUAUUUUGCCCUUGCAUAUUUAACUAAACUUAAGUUGUUUUCAUGGUGGAGAAUGUAAUUUUAGAUUCAUAGUGCGUGCACUUGUAGGGUUAUUUCAUAAUAAUAAUAUUGAUUUGCAGCUUUAUUGUUGUAUAAAGAUUGAUGGGCUUAUUUUA